GCAGAUCAUGAAGAGGGCUGAUGUGUAAGGUCAGACGAAGAUGGGAGGCUUGAGGGGGCAGCUACUCAAUUUGAUGAUCGGGCUCCUGUUUCUGGCGAGCCUGCUGACCACUUUCAUGUGGUACAUGCUGGACAACAAAAAUUUGAAAAUUCGCAGACACCUGCCCAAGAUGAAAAUCGUCCCCCGGUCUACUGAUUCCUGCAAAAACUGUGGAGAGAGUAUAAAGAAAGCAUUAGAUAUUUACUACAAAACUUGGAGAAAGCAGGAGGACAGUUUCAAAAAUUUUAGUCAGCAGCUGAGCAGCAGGUGCCAUGGGUUAGAUAAAGCCAUCAUUAGCCAAAUGAACACUCCACUGGGAUCGAAGCUGGUUUAUGAUGGGGAAAAGAAGAGGGCAGCUCAAAUAAAUGCAGAGCUCUUCAGCACCUUCCCAAAGGUUAGUCCUUUCUCAAACAAAACAAUGACCUCUUGUGCCGUUGUUGGGAACGGCGGCAUCCUGGCAAACAGCCAAUGUGGAAAAAUGAUUGAUUCAGCGGAGUUUGUCAUCAGGUGUAACCUACCUCCUGUUUCAGACGGAUAUGAGAAACAUGUGGGUAGUAAAACAAACCUUGUGACAGUAAAUCCGAGUAUCCUCUUAGAUAAGUAUGGGUCUCUAAUGACACGCCGGCGUCCUUUUGUGGAGAAGCUGCGUAACUAUGGUGACUCCAUGAUGCUUCUUCCUGCCUUCUCCUUUGGCAUGAACACUCCUGUGUCUCUGCGGGCUUUCUACACCGUUGAGGACUUUAAAAGUCCCAUCCGGCCUCUCUUUCUGAACCCACAGUACCUUGAGAGUCUGGACGUCUUCUGGAAAUCUCAGGGCGUGAAGGCGCAACGGCUCAGCAGCGGCAUUAUGAUGAUCAGCCUGGCGCUGGAAAUUUGUGACAAUGUGCACCUGUACGGAUUCUGGCCCUUCAGUAUUCACCCACACAGCUUCCAAGACUUGAGUAACCAUUACUAUGAUGAUAAACAAGAUAAAAAGAACUUCCAUGCCAUGCCAACGGAGUUCAACCUACUGCUGAAACUGCACACCCAAGGUGUGUUGCAUCUACACUUGGGGGACUGUGAACCAGGUGAUUAUUAUUAGCCUUGGAGGAAGAUUU
Xiphophorus couchianus (Monterrey platyfish) is the source of this 1136-nucleotide messenger RNA. RefSeq names its product alpha-2,8-sialyltransferase 8F-like. Gene Ontology annotation, biological process: N-glycan processing; oligosaccharide metabolic process. The record is from RefSeq and is a predicted model, not a curated record. The coding region runs from base 41 to 1120 and encodes 359 amino acids. Gene Ontology annotation, molecular function: alpha-N-acetylneuraminate alpha-2,8-sialyltransferase activity. NCBI's taxonomy places the organism in Eukaryota, Metazoa, Chordata, Actinopteri, Cyprinodontiformes, Poeciliidae. The transcript is spliced from 7 exons.